Molecule: messenger RNA, 881 nt
Organism: Drosophila rhopaloa
Lineage: Eukaryota; Metazoa; Arthropoda; Insecta; Diptera; Drosophilidae
Gene: GstE11
Product: glutathione S-transferase 1
Exons: 3
Coding region: 109-786 (225 amino acids)
Biological process (GO): glutathione metabolic process
Molecular function (GO): glutathione transferase activity
Source: RefSeq, a predicted model, not a curated record
CAACAAUCAACUUAUUUGUCUCUCUUUAACUUUUUAGUUGUCUUUAUACCUUUAGCUGAGCCGGUUGCGUUUUAGCGGGAGAAGAAAAUUGAGAAAACCACUUAAAUAAUGUCGGCCAAACCCAUUUUCUACUACGCCCCCCGCAGUCCACCAUGCCGUGCUGUUCUCCUGACCGCCGCUGCUUUGGGUGUGAAGUUGGAUUUACGUCUAGUCAACGUAAAAGCUGGUGAGCACAAGUCCGAGGAGUUCCUCAAGAUUAAUCCCCAACAUACGAUUCCCGUGCUCGAUGAUAAUGGCACCAUCGUGAGCGAUUCGCACAUUAUCUGUAGCUAUUUGGCCGAUAAGUAUGCCCCGGAGGGUGAUGACUCCCUGUACCCAAAGGAUCCUGUCCAGCGUCGCCAGGUGGAUGCCCGUCUGUACUACGACUGCGGUCAUCUGUUCCCACGCAUCCGAUUCAUCGUGGAGCCGGUGAUCUAUUUCGGAGUUGGAGAAGUGCCCGCCGACAGAGUGGAGUAUCUCCAGAAGGCCUACGAUGGCCUGGAGCACUGCCUGGCUGGAGGAGAUUUCCUGGUGGGCAACCAACUGACCAUCGCGGAUCUCAGCUGCAUCGCCUCGGUAUCCACGGCGGAGGCCUUCGCUCCCAUCAACGCGGACCAGUUCCCCCGUGUGGUUGAGUGGGUCAAGCGGGUGAAGGCUCUGCCCUACUACAAGGAGAACAACCAGGAGGGACUGGACAUGCUGGUGGGAUUGGUCAAGGGACUGCUGGCUGAACGCCAACAGAAGUGAGUUUAAGUACAGGGAGAAUUUGAUUUGUUUCACUAUCAAAAUGUGUUCCGCAAACUACACAGCAUUUUUGCAAUAUACUCGUUUUUUAUCUCUAA